Molecule: messenger RNA, 789 nt
Organism: Magnolia sinica
Lineage: Eukaryota; Viridiplantae; Streptophyta; Magnoliopsida; Magnoliales; Magnoliaceae
Product: profilin-1-like
Exons: 3
Coding region: 62-457 (131 amino acids)
Cellular component (GO): cell cortex
Molecular function (GO): actin monomer binding
Source: RefSeq, a predicted model, not a curated record
AAGCCAAAGCGGGGGAUUCAUUUCCCGGAGAGAGAGAGAGAGAGAGAGAGAGAGAGAGACGAUGUCGUGGCAAACGUACGUGGACGAUCAUCUGAUGUGCGAGAUCGACGGCAAUCAUCUGAAGGCCGCUGCCAUCAUCGGACACGACGGAAGCGUCUGGGCUCAGAGUGCUUCCUUUCCUCAGUUUAAGCCCGAGCAAAUCACUGGUAUCAUGAACGACUUCAACGAACCAGGAUUCCUUGCCCCUACUGGAUUAUACCUUGGGUCUGAAAAAUAUAUGGUAAUUCAAGGGGACCCUGGAGUAGUAAUUCGCGGAAAGAAGGGAUCGGGCGGCAUCACUAUAACGAAGACUGGCCAAGCUCUAAUCUUUGGUAUUUAUGAAGAACCCGUGACUCCAGGCCAGUGCAACAUGAUUGUUGAGAGGAUGGGAGAUUACCUCACCGACCAGGGCCUGUAGUUUUCGAUUCUCCACAAUUGCAUUCCUCCGUUAUUUUCCUUUGGGCUUGUAUUUUUUCUUUCACAUUUCCAUUUCUGGUUUUCAAUAUUCCUUUCAUAUAUAUGUAUAUCCAUGAAUUGGCACCGGAGUUUGUUUUGCAGAGAAUAACGUCACAAGGACAAAGACGGUCUUUGUUGGUGUCAAGGAUUGUUUGAUCUCAUUCCCAUUUCUUCCCUGCAUUUUGUGCAUUCUUUUUUCUCCUGCUGUUUCCAAAUCUGUUACAAAGUUGAUUUCUUGGAUUUUUAUUAUUAUUGGGCUUUGCAAUAUCAGAUCAGUGGUUAUUUUUGGUUUUU